AUGGCGGCAUCUCUGUUCACCUACUCAUCAACAUCUCGAAGAGUCACUCCUGCCCCAAACUCUCCUCCACUUCCAAUUCACAUCAAGGCCACCAAUGUCGUAUUCAACCCUGACAUUCCAGAGGUUCAUCGAGGUCUUGGACUCGAUGAUUUCGUCAAUUUCUUGACUUCUUGCCGCCUCCGAUACGCAAUCAGUGACGUACCAUCCGAGUUCUUCCCUGAACAAGUAUGUGAGUUUUACUAUACUGCAACAGUUAAUGAAGAAAACAAUGCCAUCACCGGAACAAUUGGCCAUGGCAGACACUCCGUCUUUAUCACUGCAGAGCUUCUCAGCGCUGCUUUACGAUUACCUCUGUUCGAACCUUUUUCUGAACCCCAACUAUUGAAAGAUGUAAACGCAUGUUUGAUCAACUGGGCUAUGAUCAUUCAAAGGCUGUGUGUGGGCCACAAGUCUCGGAGUGGUGAUCAAUUGAGUAAUUAUGAGCAACAAGUCGUCUGGUCUCUUCUUCUCAACAAAAGACUGGAUUAUGGGGCACUAUUCUUUGAUCAGCUUGUUCAACUUUUACGUGCAAAUGUGCGUGCUGAUCAUGUUCCCUUUCCUCGCUGGAUUGCCCUGGUGUUCGACAAAUUCUUCGCUGCUGAUUAUUUUUCUCACUCUGGGAAUCCAAUCCAAUGCCCUCGCAUGUCCGUUCGCAUGUAUCAGGAUGAUCCUUUGGAUUCAGACAUUGGGAUCUCAGAUAGGAUGAGAGAAUGGAUUGCUCAUCCAUACACUAUGCCUUCUCUCUCAGCUGAUACUGAUGAAGGAGGUGCUGAUGGUGAUCAUGUGGAUCAUGCUGAUCAAGAAGUGGAUCGUUAUGAUGGCGGCCAUUCCUCUCCUCCACCUUCUCCUCACCUUACCCCUGUCACUGGUCCUGCCUCCUCAGCUCCACAGGAUCUCAUGUCUCAAGGGGAGCAACCAUCUCAGGGGGAUCAUCAGUCUCAGGGGGAGCAUUCUUCUCAAGGGGAGCAACCAUCUCAAGGGGAUCAUCAGUCUCAGGGGGAGCAUUCUUCUCAAGGGAUGCCUCUCUCUCCGGGGAGCAUUCAUCCCCAGCAGCUCACCACUUCUCUCCAAGGAUGCAAUCCAGCUUUCCAGUUGCUCCAGGAACAUCCAUGA
This is a messenger RNA of Lactuca saligna, 1152 nucleotides long. The record is from the annotation of a GenBank genome assembly. NCBI's taxonomy places the organism in Eukaryota, Viridiplantae, Streptophyta, Magnoliopsida, Asterales, Asteraceae.